AUUAAUAACAUCAUGACCAUCAAAAUCUCAAAGAUCACUCCUUGUUUUGUUACGCCCAGACAAAAUCCACCGCCAUAACUACCAGACUACCAUAAACCAAACCAAACCUACUCAACUUCCAACAAAAGAAAAAAAAAACACCAUGGAAGAAAAAGAGAAGAAGAAGAAGAAGAACAGCAGUAGUAAUAAGAAGCAAAAACACCAACACCCAAAUGAUCAAACGACAAAAUAUAGCUCAGAUUUCUCAUUCAAGCCCUACUCCGACGUAAAGGGUGUCCGAUUCGGUGGCCAGUUCAUCGUUAAAUCUUUCACAAUCCGGCGAGCGAGGCCUCUUGAGCUUCUCCAGCUACUUUCUUGCCCUCCAAAUAGUACUACCAGUAGCAAUAAGAGUAGCAAGGUUCCUUUCCCUUCGACGGUGGGCUUUUUACCGACCAACUUCACGAUCUUGGCCCAUCACGCUUGGCACACCCUCACUUUGGGCCUGGGCACCAAGAAGUCCAAGGUCCUUCUCUUCGUUUUCGAGUCGGAGACGAUGAAGGCCACCGUGGACCGACUAUGGCCACCGGAGAUACCCCUCGGGGAAGUUAACAAGAGACUCAUUAGGGGUUUGACCGGAAGCGAGAUGGCCCGGUUCAAGUUCAGAAAAGGUUGUAUUACUUUUUAUGUUUACGCCGUUCGCAGAGCCGGUAGCCCGGGCUUCUCUUGCGCUGAUGACCUCCGUACGAUCUUACAAUCUGUGGUUGCUUUGAAAGAUUUCUUGGAUCAUACGGCUAUGCUUGCUUUGCCUAAUCAGAGAAGUAUUAGCUAUGCUACUCCUCCGGUGGCCAUGGCUCAUUAGGCCAUUUCUUUUCUUUUCUUUUAAUUGUUUAAUCUUUCUUUCUUAAUAUUAUUAUUAUUAUAGGGGGUAUUAUUGGUUUAUUUGUUGGAGAUCUUGUUGUUUUAUUUUAACGGAAAAUCUGUAAUUUUAGUACUAAUAAACUUGGACUUUGUAUUAAAAUUUAGAGUGAAAUUCAACUUCGUAUCUAUUUGUAUAUCUGUUUGUUUGAGUUGGAUAUACAGACAAUUUCGGUCCGUGCUUCUAUAUGGACUCUAUCAGGGGAAAAUGGUACGUAGAACAGUAUUAACUUCUUUCCUUUUUCUUAAAUCUUUGGCUUAGCAAGUGAAUAUUUUAAGCUUCUUUGUUUUUUUA
This is a messenger RNA of Humulus lupulus (European hop), 1189 nucleotides long. RefSeq lists its product as uncharacterized. The record is from RefSeq and is a predicted model, not a curated record. NCBI's taxonomy places the organism in Eukaryota, Viridiplantae, Streptophyta, Magnoliopsida, Rosales, Cannabaceae. The transcript has a single exon. The coding region runs from base 143 to 838 and encodes 231 amino acids.